CUGAACGUCAGCAUUGCUCUUUGGGCUCUGCACGCUGUAGGGGGCUGCGCUUUCUCCCCGUAACGGAGCGGCACAUCUCCCGCCGGCAGCAGCAGCGCAGCAGCCUCUCUCCGUGUGCGCCGAUGCAUUCUCCCUCCUCUCCACGCUUUGGGCUGCGCGCGGCGGCUGCCUGCACGCCCGGGGAGGUGGAGCAGCGCUCCGCUCUGCAGCAGCAUCAUUGCAUCCUCACCCAGCGCAUCCCGCUGGGGACCGGCCCUUGGGAUCGGGAUACGGGGACCGACCCUUGGGUCGGGAUCGGGAUACGGCAGCGAGGUGAUGCUGCCCUGGCGCCGCAGCAAGUUCGUGCUGGUGGAAAACGAGCGUAAGUGCAAAGGGAAAAGCUUGGGGCCAGGGUUGGGCUAUGCCUCGCUGCUGGCCGGGUUCCUGCGCUCCUGCCCCGAUUUGUUGCCCGAAUGCCCGUUGGAGAGGUUGGGUUCGGUGUUUGGCGGCCGGCGGCAGAAAGUGGAGCUGAACAAGGAGGAUCCCACCUACACCGUGCGCUACCUGGGUAAUGCCGUCACGCUGCACGCCAAAGGAGAGGGAUGCACCGAGGAGGCGGUGGGGAAAAUAUGGGCGAAAAGCGACGCGGGCGCCGGUGGGGCCAAGAUGAAGCUGACCUUAGGGCCGCAUGGCAUCCGCAUGGCACCGGGCGAGAAGGGCGCCCGGCGGUUGGGCCACGCGUACCUGCUGCACCGCAUCACCUAUUGCACAGCCGACCGCCGGCACCCAAAGGUCUUCGCGUGGGUGUACCGGCACCAGGUGAAGAACAAAGCGGUGGUGCUGCGCUGUCACGCCGUCCUCGUCCCCAAAGCCGCCACCGCGCGUGCCAUGGCCCUGCUCCUCUUCCAGACCUCCGCUUCAGCCUUUGAUGAAUUCAAGAGGCUCAAAAGGCAGAACGACGGCCGUCGCCUCCAGCAGCAGCUCCUGGGUGAAGCCAUCGUCCCCUUGGUCCCCCUGCGCAGGCUGCUCAAUGCCAAGUGUCCCUACCGCCCGCCGGCCGAGCGCACCCGCUGUGCCCCGCGGCUCAGCUCCAUCCUGGAGGAGGACGAGGAGGAGACAGGGGGCACGUGGGGGGACGGGGGUCCCACCGUGGUCUCUUUGGCCAGUGAGAUGCGGGGGUGCAGCUUGCGUGGCCCACGGGCCCCCAUAUGCUGAGCAUCUCCAUUGGCAUCCACUGCUUUGGCCACGCCGGGUGCCCUCGGGACACAGCUGGACAAUAGGGCUACGUCCCUUGCUCUCAAGGGGGGGACACCGGGAUCCCCCCAUUCCUCUCCUGGAAAUAAACCCUAUCUGUGUUUUCUGCCUGUGACAGCGCCUGUCUCUCACCAGCCUGGAAGACUCGCGAUGGUUUGUUGCUUUUCUAUUUGUAUUUACACAUUUUUUACCCUUCUCAGGGUAAAAUUUCCACCCUUGUGGGGGGGCUUUCUGCACCUUCCAUGCCAUUCCGCAUC
Molecule: messenger RNA, 1490 nt
Organism: Numida meleagris (helmeted guineafowl)
Lineage: Eukaryota; Metazoa; Chordata; Aves; Galliformes; Numididae
Gene: FAM43B
Product: family with sequence similarity 43 member B
Exons: 1
Coding region: 316-1194 (292 amino acids)
Source: RefSeq, a predicted model, not a curated record